Messenger RNA from Bombina bombina (fire-bellied toad), 1146 nucleotides. It is a transcript of the gene ASPDH, whose product is annotated as aspartate dehydrogenase domain containing. Bases 128 to 982 code for a protein of 284 amino acids. Gene Ontology annotation, biological process: NAD+ biosynthetic process. The record is from RefSeq and is a predicted model, not a curated record. Lineage: Eukaryota; Metazoa; Chordata; Amphibia; Anura; Bombinatoridae. The transcript has 8 exons. Gene Ontology annotation, molecular function: L-aspartate dehydrogenase [NAD(P)+] activity; NADP binding.
ACCAUUCUGUUCAUGCUACUAUCACUGUUUCCUUUAUUCUGUGAACAAACUGGGAUGUGUGCUUAGCAAGAGGUAUUUAAACAAGUGGCAAAAAAACAUAAUUACUAGAAAUCCUGAGGAAAACAAAAUGUCUGAAAAAAGACUCAGGAAGAUUGGAAUUGUGGGAUAUGGGCAUAUAGGUGCGUACCUAGUAGAUAAAAUAUUAGAGGAAGGUCCCAGAUAUCACCUGCAACUUGCGUUUGUUUGGAACAGGAGCCUGGGGAAGCUGGAAGGGAGAGUGGCACCGCAUCUGAUUCUUCGUCAGCUCUCGGAAUUCCAUAAAUGCGCUGCAGAUUUGAUUGUAGAGGUAGCGCAUCCUUGUAUAACGAAGGAAUAUGGAGAAAGAUUUCUGGCUGCAGCAGAUUUCAUGGUUGGCUCCCCCACAGGACUAGCAGAUCAUGACACUGAGAUUAAACUGAGAGAAAAAGCAAAGCAUUCUGGGCACACUCUCUACAUCCCGAGUGGAGCAUUCUGGGGUGGAGAAGAUAUCCAGAAAAUGUCAGACAGAGGGACACUAAAAGGUCUUAGGGUGACCAUGACUAAACAUCCAAACAGCUUUCUUGUUGAAGGCCCAUUGGCAGAGAGAAAUCAGCAAGCGUUGCAUGGCAGGACUGUACUUUAUGAAGGUCCUGUACGCGGUUUGUGUCCUUGGGCUCCCAAUAACGUAAACACAAUGGCUGCUGCCUGCAUGGCGGCACAUACUCUGGGAUUUGAUGGCGUAAUUGGAGUGUUGGUGGCCGAUCCUACUAUACCAGACUGGCACUAUGUGGACAUUGAAGUCACUGGACCAACCAAUGAGAAAACGGGUCAAGUGUUUACAGUGCAAACCAGCAGACGUAACCCUGCAGCGCCCAGCUCGGUCACUGGCAGUGCCACUUUCAUGUCAUUCUGGAGCAGUGUUCUGGCUUGUUCAGGUCAUGGAGGAAAAAUCUGUCUCUGCUGACAUUAAUUUCUGAUGUGUCUUGGAAUUUUAGUUUUAUGCCCUGUUCAAAACACCUUUGCUUUGGAGAUACAGUAUUUUUUUUCUGCGGCAUCUACAGCAGUGAAAAAAAAAAUGUCAACAUUCACUUAAGUAAAUACAUCAAAUAAAUAAAAUAGAAUUUUCAA